UUCGUUUACACUUCUUUUUCUUGAUUUAUUAUUUUGUGCGCAUUGAUCUGUGACCAUCACAAUAAGGUGAGAUAUAUGCCAUUGAUUUUUAAUUUAGCCAUUUAAAUGUGUAAAAAUACUCGAUUAUAAAUAGUUCAACAAAGAUGUAAACAAAGCUUAUUAACAAACUGUUUUAAGUCUAGUGUGUUGUCCUUCUGCAAAGUUUUAGGUCAAAAUGUACCAUUUUUACGUGAAAAACAUCAUAUUUUUGUUUCUAGUCCUUUUUGUUAUGAUGGAUGCAGCAUGUAAAUUGAUUUAUAAUAAAUCAGAUCAAUCCAGUCGAUCUGGUCUUCAAAAUGAACACUGUCAUCAUGAACUUUGAUUCAGCAGCCGUGCCGUGCGCAGUUCGCCGCUCCUUUAAGCGAUGCUUGGUGUUAAUUCGAAUAAUUACGCUAAAUGAUUUUUACACGUUAUAUUUGUAACGUACGAUGAAUGUUCCGUUUCUUGCAGAUGUCGUGCAACAAUGUUUUAGCUUCACAGCAGUAAUUUGAUUCGUUUUUUUAAAAUAAUUAUCGUAACUGAUUUUGAAACACGCUAUACUAAAUUUAACGUUACUUGUGAGAAAAAUUAUAUUUCUGCUGAAAAUGUAGAACGAGAUGACUUUUAUAAAACCAAAUAUAAGUAUUUAGUAAUUAAUAUGUAUUUAUAAAAGUUAUCACCUUUUGAAAAAAGUACAUGCAAAUAAGCUUAAAAAAGAAAUGUUUUUAACAACAUAGAUGUCCUUUAUGUCGUUGUUGAUUAAAUAUAGUAGUCUUUUGUAAAUUCGUCGUAACGAGAAAUGAUUUAUUUAUCACGACCGCCGUAAUAUAUAAAAUAAGUUAAUGGACUGCUCAUAACUUUAGGAUGGUCAUUACAAAAUACCGCAAUUGGUAAUUUGAUGAUUGUUCAAGAUAGUAACCAACUGUAACGAAAACAUAUUAAUGAUACGCAGUGGUUUUUAUUGGUCUUGAAAGAAAAAAUUUAUAGUGAUAUGAGAAAGUUACCUGGCCUGUCAAAUGCAUUUCGUUCUUAUCUUGGUUGCAAUUCAUACUAGCGUUGUUUUUGUUGACGCAAGAAGUUUUUUUCAUGAUAAAUAUCGGAAACAAAAAACAAGUGAAUGUAAAGGUUGGAUAAAGGGGAAUGAAAGAUGCUACAAAGUCUACACAGAGGAGAAAUAUUUUUCAUCUGCUGAAAAUAUCUGUUUAAGAGAAAAAGCACACUUGGUGUCAAUUUCGAACGGCGUUGAAAAUAACCAUAUAAGUAAAAUUACUAAUGGCGCGGAAAUAUGGAUUGGACUUAAAAAGGAAAAUUUGAAAUUUGUUUGGUUCGAUGGAUAUUCUACAUUUCGAAACUGGAUGUUUUCCAGACCUACAAACAAAGGGAUAUGUGUGAAGAUGAUUUCCGGUGGUGGUUGGGUUGAUACAUCCUGUUAUGAAAUGCUUCCCUUUGUCUGCCAAAAAGACCGCACCAAAUACACUGAUGUUAAAGUUACACAGUAUGUUGUGCUUCUUAUUGUGCCUGCUUUCCUUGUUGGUCUGAUGUUGGCUGUGAUCAUCCCUAUCUUUUUAAACACCUCAUCACAAAUAUCGCAUGUGAAACGAGAAAUGAAAUCUAUGGACCAACUUGUAACUGCUGUUAUAGAGAGUAAUUAUGGUUCAAAUCAAAGUGAAGAAAAUGACGAGAAUCAGACAAUUGACGAUACAAGCAGCUGCCAAGUUGUUUUUUCUAUUUCCUGUGACGAAGAAAGUCAAGACGACAUAUUUAACACAGUUGAUGGAUUGGGUGUCAAUUCGUCAUUUGGUUACACGCACUGUCCUUACACCAAGUUUGAAAACUGCGAUGGAGAUUUGAGUGCAAGUGGGGAUGAUUUUAUCGAUGAAAUCAAAACGGUAAUAAGAAACAGUAAAAUAAAAAAUACUCAUCAAUAUAUUUAUGAUUCUGAUUUUGAAAAAAGCUACAAACUUCAACUUGUAGAAGAUUAUGUUGAUAUAACCGUCAUGCAAUAAAAAAUACUUACAUUUAUCAAUGAAGAUGAUUUUUGUGAUUAAAUUGACAGUUCAUUUCAUUGUGAGAGAUCGGUGAUUGGUUAAGCACUUAGUUUAAUAGAAAAAAACAAUAAAGAUGAAAAUAGAAGAUUUGCUGAAUAGAAGAUUAUACAUAAUACUCUAUUUAUUUGCCUAGAUUAGCGUCAACCUCACUAUUAGCGAUUAUAUUAUCUUUAGGGUACUCACGUAAAGACAAUUUGUAUAGUCUGACUUUAAUUCAGAUGUUUUAUCCUUAGUUAGUGUUUAAUUAGGAGAAACCAAAGUUGUGUGAAGUAGCUACCAGCAGGAAGUUCUGCAACGGCUUUGAUAAAUUGUGUAAUUUAACGCGAUUCUUUCACACAGAAUUUUAACAUAUUCUUGAAAAAAGUUCAGUGCGAAAACUUUAGUAGAGAAUAUUUGGAAAACUUUUAUUAAUUAAGAAAAUAAAUAUACGGUUAAUGUAGUUUGCUAAGUUGUACUUGUUAUUUGUGGGAGAAACUUACACAAAAAUCAAUACGCGCAAAAUUGUUGAUUUUAGUCUGAAAAUUAAGUUUACACCAUCUUUGUCAUCGCUAAUUAUAAUUCGCGCCAAAAUUUGUACUAAGUUCAAAUUGCUGCGCGAAUAUUAAUACGUGCCAAAAUACACCUUUCCCGAAUUUCAUAAAUCAUAAUAAUUAUGACGUCAUCCAAAAUUUUAUAAUGGUUUUGUGCUCUUCAAAUAAGGAUAUUCAGAUAGAAUAUUAAAUUAUCAUGACAAAAAUGAGUUUUUAGAGCAAUAUAAUAUUCUGGUUGGAUUUUAUUUUAAUAUGUUUAGCACGUAGUAGGUGAACAAAAACUUUAUGUGGACGUGUUGAUGACAACUCGCUUUAUAUAUUUUAGAUGAUAAUAGUAAAAAUAUUUCUUUGUCUCAAUUUUUUUUCAAACCAGCGUAAAAACAUUACAUACCAAGUUUUAAGUCUUUAUUUCAAUUUUAUAGCAAAUAGAACGGUUCGGAAAGAAAAGUACUUGGCCCGUUUAAAUUGUUUAAACACAUAUCUAAACGUUUUCCCUAUGACACGUUCGCAUAAUCUGG
This is a messenger RNA of Hydractinia symbiolongicarpus, 3114 nucleotides long. RefSeq lists its product as uncharacterized. Gene Ontology annotation, molecular function: signaling receptor activity. The coding region runs from base 1035 to 2024 and encodes 329 amino acids. The transcript is spliced from 4 exons. The record is from RefSeq and is a predicted model, not a curated record. NCBI's taxonomy places the organism in Eukaryota, Metazoa, Cnidaria, Hydrozoa, Anthoathecata, Hydractiniidae.